Lodderomyces oxycetoniae is the source of this 600-nucleotide messenger RNA. RefSeq lists its product as uncharacterized. NCBI's taxonomy places the organism in Eukaryota, Fungi, Ascomycota, Pichiomycetes, Serinales, Debaryomycetaceae. The record is from RefSeq and is a predicted model, not a curated record. The coding region runs from base 1 to 600 and encodes 199 amino acids. The transcript has a single exon.
AUGCCUCUACAUUCAUUCAAACAAGCCAUACUAUACAGUCUUGAGCUUUUGUUUUACUUCAUAAUCCCUACUAUUGCGGCAUUAUAUAUUAUUCCAAAGUUUAUUACUCCUGAUCUAGUUGAUAAAUUCCAGAUCAAUUUCAAAGUCAUUCUUUUAUCUCGAGAGUUAUGUCAAGUAAAGCCAUAUGAUUGUGAAAAGUUGCUAGACUUGAAUUACGGUGAUCCCGAUUUGUUGCAGCGGCGAGUAUUCCAUUAUUAUGAUUUGAUCUAUGUAGUUAACAAGCAUAUUGCAAUUUGUGAUGAUUUAAUAGUCAAGAUGCUUUUACAUGAUUAUAACCCGUUUAUGUUUAUAUCAAAGAGAAUGUUUUUGAUAGAAAGAGACGAUGAAGGAGGUGUCGAGUUCUGGGGGAAGUUUGAAGAGUCUCUACGUAUCAUUAUUGCACUAAUCAAUAUCACAAUAUUUCAAUCGAUUCGAGGAAUAAUCGUUUCCAAAAUGUGGGUAUUUUUUUUAUUCGGAAUCGUAAUAACGGUUUUUGAACCUUGGAGUAGAUUGGCUGGUCCAAUUUGGAAUAUUUUGAGAGAAGCAAAUAACGUUUUUUAA